AUGCACAUGAUUGGUUGGUAUAGGCCGGGGGCUGGCGAGGCUGAGCCCGCCCAUAUUCUUAGUGCCUUCUUCGAGAAAAAACAAGGUAUACGUCUUGUUUUCUGUAGCCGUACAUUUCCGCCGGACUUGGCACAAGUAAAUGCCGUUUACUUGGUGACGUCUUCUGCGCUGGGGUUGUUUAAAUCUGCUGCUGACGGUCCGGAGUUCCAGCGUCCCCCUUACUGGGAAUUUGUAAUCGCCGAGGCUUUGGAUGUUGCAAUGCCCGAGAAGGUUUAUCAGAUAGCAUGGGCUGCUGGUCUGAGUAUAUGUAUCCUCACUGUCUGUCUAGGUUGUGAAAGCAUGGUAGCGAGGACCGUCAAGGACAUGCCUAGCAGCAAUAGUCAUAAUAAGUUACGUAAAUAUGGAAAUGGUCGUGUGAGCGGGAGGCCACGGCUACCUUACGUCAGUACGGCUCUAAAAUUGUCUGUAUGGACUUUCUAG
Exserohilum turcica Et28A is the source of this 480-nucleotide messenger RNA. RefSeq lists its product as uncharacterized. The transcript has a single exon. The coding region runs from base 1 to 480 and encodes 159 amino acids. The record is from RefSeq and is a predicted model, not a curated record. NCBI's taxonomy places the organism in Eukaryota, Fungi, Ascomycota, Dothideomycetes, Pleosporales, Pleosporaceae.